Messenger RNA from Porites evermanni, 716 nucleotides. The record is from the annotation of a GenBank genome assembly. Lineage: Eukaryota; Metazoa; Cnidaria; Anthozoa; Scleractinia; Poritidae.
UUCUUUCUUGUUUCAGAUAAUGGUCGUACACUAGAGUUCCCAGGACCUUUCUCCUUCAUCAGCAAGCGUUUGCUGAACCACACCAUAGGAACUAAAAUUGUUGCUGAUUUUGAGAACUGUAAGCUGCAUUGUUACUACGAACACAACUGCGUGAGUGUCAACUAUCGCGUGAGCACAAAAGCAUGUGAGUUAAACAACGCUACUCAUCGAUGGCAUAAUAACGAAUUCAAAGAUGAAAAGGGUUAUCUCUAUCAUGGAGCAGAUGUAAGUUAUUUCUAGUUAACUGCUCUCCUUUCCCUUCCCCCUUUUCCUCCUCCUCCUCCUCCUCAUCAUCAUCCGAUAAUCAUCAUCAUCAUCAUCAAGAUCAUCAUCAUUCAUUAUCUUCAUCAUCAUUAUCAUCAUCAUCACCGUUAACAUCGUUUUUCGUUCAAUUUUCUUCUUCUUCUUCUUCUUCUUCUUCUUCUUCUUCUUAAGGUGAAAAGCAAAAUUUCCACUGAUUAUAUCUCUUCACUCUAAUCAUCCAGCUACUCAUUUGCUUCAUUUACUAUUUUCUCUGUUUCUCUUUUAAGAAUGUCUGUGAAGAGUUCCAUUGUUUAAAUGGAGGAACCUGUCAAUCCGGAUUCUCAGCAGAAAGAUAUCGAUGUUUGUGCCCUCCUGGUUUUAGGGGUAAACGCUGUCAAAAUGGUAAGAACUCAAUACUAAGCAAAAUAGUGUAA